GUAAGGAUGACCUGAGUAUCCUCCAGUUGGAAGGAGAGCUUGAAUUUUGCCUUCACACACUCAAGAACCCUAGUCAGAAAGUAGCAGUUACUGGCCCGGCUAAUACCCUUUUCUAUCUGACCACUAAAUGCUUAGUAUCGUGCUCUGCCUACUGUAGUAAAUACCCUCUACAGACUGACAGAUGGAGUAGAUGACUACAUGAAACGUGAAGGAAAUUUGAAGGGAAGAGACACAGCUCCUGGGAUGGCUUGAGCCCGGUUUGGAUGUUGCUUAGGUUUGGACGGGAAUGCAGCUCAAUCUUCACUCGCUGAAUUUCUAAGUCGUUGGCUUUUGGAUUGCUGGCGGCUGGCUGUGGGAAGCGCUGCCUGCUCUUAUUCACUCCAAAGACACAGAAAGGCCGCCGCAACACUGGGCCAAAAUGUUUGCAAAAUUAAAAAAGAAAAUUGCCGAAGAGGCCGCCGUUGCCCCACGGCCCGGAGGGGCUGCCCGGAUCCCCAGGACAGGCAGCAAGGAAUCGAUAACCUCCAUGGGAGCGGAUUCGGGGGAUGACUUUGCUUCUGAUGGAAGCAGCUCUAGAGAAGAUCUUUCAUCUCAGCUCUUCAGGAGAAAUGAACAGAUCCGGAAACUAGAGGCCAAGCUUUCUGAAUAUGCCGAACAGGUCCGAAACUUGCAGAAGAUGAAAGAGAAGCUUGAAAUUGCAUUAGAAAAGCAUCAGGAUUCUUCUUUGAGGAAACUUCAAGAGCAGAAUGAGACGUACCAGGCAAACAGAGCCAAAAUGGCAGAAGGAAUGGCUUUGACUUUAGAAAAAAAGGACCAGGAGUGGACUGAAAAGUUGACUCAGCUUGAAAAAGAAAAAAGGCUUCUCACAGCUCAGCUAGAGAAAAUGAAGACCCAGAGCUUGAAUCUCUUCCAAAAGAGAGAUGAAAUUGAUGAAUUAGAAGGUUUUCAGCAGCAGGAAUUGGCUAAAAUUAAACAUAUGCUUUUGAAAAAGGAGGAAAGUCUGGCAAGAGCAGAAGAAGACCUGAAGACGAGAACCAAUGAACUCAGUCACACCAAGGAGGAGCUGCUGGCUUCUAGUCAUCUGUCAAGUGAUCUGAGCCGGGAGCUGGAGGCAUUACAGAAGCAGUACUCAGCGCUGGAAGAGCAGAGGGCUGACUUGAUGGCGGCAGAAACAGAUGCCGAAAGCAAGAUCACUGCCUUGGAGCAGAAGGGAAUGGAAUUACAAGCAUCCAUUCGACGACUUUCUGGGGAUCUGCAAAAGGCCCAGGGUGCUGCAUCUGUUUCUGAGAAGAGAUUGGGCAUACUGCAGGCUGAGCAUGAAUCACUGAAGCUUGAGAACGAGCAGCACAAACAGAAGAUGGCUGUUGAAGCUGAAGAGAGAGGGAAACUCAUUGAACAUUUACAGGAAAAGGUCCUGUCUUUAGAGAAAAGACUAGAAGGAAACUUAACAGGGGAUGAACAUGUGCAAGAAUUACUUAAAGAGAAAACUGCGGUGGAACAGAAGUUGGAUGACACUAGGCAGCAGCUUUUGGCAGCUAGAACCAGUCAUGCUGAAACUGUCAGUGUCCUAGAGACCCAGAUCUCCAAACUGAAUGGCCAAGUCACUGAGAGACAGGCACAACUGAAUGAGCGAGAAGAAUUUAUAAAAGGAUUCCGAGAUCACAGCACGAGUCAGGUGAUGAAACUCGAGCAAGCACUACAGGUUUCUGAAGAGAAGCUAAAGAAGAGCAGUGAAAUAGUGAAUGAGAAAGAAGUACAGAUCAAAAAGCUUCAAUCUGAUGUGGAAAUGGAGAGCAGCAAGUGGCAGCAGGAAAUCUCAACCCUGAAACAACAAAGUGAAGAACAGGUUAAUCAACUGGAGGCUCAAAUAAGUACCUUGAAAACUAACCAAACAGCGACGCAACGCAUGAUAGUGGAGCUAGAAAAUGAGAAUGCUGGCCUUAAAGAACACAGAAAUGAAUGUGAAAGUUCUUUACAAAAUCAGAAGCUUGAGUUGGAGAGACUGAAGGAAGAGUGGAACAAGAGAGAGACUGUCAGUGUGGAAAUUGCCAAAGCCUUAGAAGAAACCCGAAAGCACAAAGAAGAUCUUCAGCGGCAGGUUGCUGAUCUGAUGGCAUUAGUGAACGAGAAGGACAGGUCUCUCAGAGAAAAUACUGAAACUAUCCUUCUGCGAGAGGAGGAGAUAAACCAGCUCAAACAAGGUCACGAGUCCGUUCUCCUACAAGUGCACCAGUUGCAGAGUGACCUCGAGGAGUGCAAGAGCAAAUCAGCAGAGAGGGAAGAAGCAGCAGGACAGCAGAUCAGGGUGUUGAGAUUGCAGAUUCAAGAGCAGCAAGAGACCAGAGUCAGUGAGCUCAAGGUAGCUGCUUUAGAAGACACAGAAAAAUCCCUAAGUGAGUGUUUGUACACAUCUGAAGGUGAUGAAAGAACCCCAAAUGGAGAUCUUGAAGCUGUGCAUGUAUUACAACUACAGAAAGAAAACCAAGACCUGGAACAGCAGAUUAUAGAGAAAAACAAGACUAUAAGGCACCUGCAGCAGAGGAUGACAGAGCUCAAAAAGACUCUGCAGAAGGAACUGAAAAUAAAGCCUGAUAAUGAGAUCUUUGACGUUCGAGGAGAGAAACCCAACCCCGAAAUGCCGUCUGCCUCUGCAACCGUCACCAAUAACUCAGAUUUGAAUGACUCGAGGGAGAUUAACUUCGAAUACCUUAAACAUGUGGUUUUAAAGUUCAUGUCCUGUCGGGAAUCGGAGGCUUUUCACCUCAUUAAAGCUGUGUCUGUGCUACUCAAUUUUUCACAAGAGGAGGAAAACAUGCUCAAAGAAACAUUGGAGUAUAAGAUGUCGUGGUUUGGAUCAAAACCGUCUCCCAAAGGCAGCAUCCGGCCAUCCAUCUCGAACCCCCGGGUACCUUGGUCCUAAAAGGGAAUCUGACAAAUGGAGACUCCUUGUGUGGCCACUUUUUCUAUGAAAAUGACACUGAACACACACCGGUUUGGGUGGGUUUUAAUCACUGUAAUUGCAGUAUUUUGUACAAGCCUUUUGAAAUGUUGUUUACAGGAAAAAUGAUGGUCAGAGCUUCUUUCAUUGUGAACUGACGGGCACCUAGCUGCGGGAGGUGGCCAGUCUUAGAGCGGUCUGCUGGGAGCCCAGAACUAGGGAACCAUUCCUUGAGGGCCACUGUUCAUUUUGGAGUAGCAAAAAGCCUGACUUCUCCCCCUGUGCUGCUGAAUCUUGGUUUUGGGCACCUUAGAGUUUGGAUUUGAAUUUCUCCGCCUCCUAGUUCUGGCCACUUAAAACUGCGGCUGUGUUUAUCAGAAAGGAGAAAUUCUGGCGUCUCAGGUGAAGUUAACAAUGACGGUGACCCCGACGCACACUCCCGCAAUCCUUUAGGAGCUGCCAAACUCCUUUGAUUGCCUUUCUCUUUAAGCAGAACGUAAAACCCAACUCCUGACAGUGUUUUCUUUGGAAAGAUGGAAGGAGGCGGGUGAUCUGCUGGCACUUAGUCCCUUUUAAGUUAGCGAUCUGAAAUGAAUUGGGAAAUCUUUUAAAACACUGGAAGUAGGAUUUUCUACUUCUACUUCCUCCUCACUCCAGAACCCGGUGACAGACUUGACUUGAGAAUGUGUGCAUCUCAAAUUAUAUGAUUUAAGGUGCCCAGUAGUAGGGCAUAGUGUUGAUUAAUUUGGGGGAAUGUACAGCUCCCCAGAGGGUUCAGACUUUACUUUUCUUAAAGAAAAAAAUGCAACAUUUUAGAAGGUCUGAAUUUAGUACCUAAUACACUUAAUUGCCUUUUAAAUUAACGUGCUGGUCUCGGACAGGUUGCUGGGUAAACCAUUUUUAAAUACACUUUUUAAAACUGAAUUUCACUGUGUUACUAUAAACAUUUAUUCUGAAUUGAAAAAUCAGUUUACCGGUAUUCUUAAAGGAAAAUUAAAGAACUGCUCAUGUGUGAU
Molecule: messenger RNA, 3954 nt
Organism: Ornithorhynchus anatinus (platypus)
Lineage: Eukaryota; Metazoa; Chordata; Mammalia; Monotremata; Ornithorhynchidae
Gene: GOLGA1
Product: golgin A1
Exons: 24
Coding region: 419-2920 (833 amino acids)
Cellular component (GO): Golgi apparatus
Source: RefSeq, a predicted model, not a curated record